Messenger RNA from Syngnathus acus (greater pipefish), 1881 nucleotides. RefSeq names its product nuclear receptor coactivator 4 (gene ncoa4). NCBI's taxonomy places the organism in Eukaryota, Metazoa, Chordata, Actinopteri, Syngnathiformes, Syngnathidae. The coding region runs from base 129 to 1538 and encodes 469 amino acids. The transcript is spliced from 10 exons. The record is from RefSeq and is a predicted model, not a curated record. Gene Ontology annotation, biological process: intracellular iron ion homeostasis; response to hormone. Gene Ontology annotation, molecular function: transcription coactivator activity.
ACGCAUUAGCCCCGCCCCCUUCGUGCUGGUGACUCAGUAGAGAGUAAAGUCGUCUCUGUAAAGAGUGGUCAAAGCAGUUUGAAUCAUUUGGCAUUUUGACGUCCAGUGCCCACAACAAAAGCGUCGGGAUGCCCGCAGCAGGCAGCAAGAUCAAGCAGUGCCAACUGGCUCAGGAUCAGCUGGAGAAGGCCAUCGAAGCCGUGCUGAAGACCGAGCAGCAGUUGAGGGAUAACAGCAGAGAGGUGCGCUGGCAGCUGCAGAGCUGCGUGAGUCGCCAGCAGGAGGCGCUACGCUGCAGGGAGCUGUGGCUCCUGGGCCAGAUCGAGCUGCUGGAACACGUUAAGGCCGAAACGCUCCAGCAGCAGUUGCAUCAACUCCACCGGAUGCACGGGCAAUUAGACGCCAUCUCCCAGCAGCUGCGGAGCGCCAACGGCAGCGGCGCUGACCUCAGCAACCAGCUGACCAGCUGCAUGGACAAGUUGUCUUGCCUGAGUCUGAUGCCAGAGGAGACCCCCGAGAUGACCUUCACGGCCGACUCUCGCUCCCUGAGGGAUGCCAUCACCUCCUUUGGCAGCAUCAGCGCCCAGGUGUUGCAGGGCGGGGCCGUGGGGUACCGGCUGCCGGAAGGCGGUCCUUCUCCCAGACACGGACUCGAAGACAAAGACAAAGCUUCCUGUCCUGCCCCGGCAUCGGUGGAUUUCCUCAAGGCCUGGGGUCAGCUGCGAGACCUGGAGGCAUGGCUGCUCCAGGACCGGAAGGCUGCCGGCCAGCAGCGCGACCUCAGCAGCGGCAGCGCCGCCGCUGACUCGAGGGGCGACAACCUGAGCCGAUGGUUGACGGCCCAUUGCGCCGCCGCUGCUGAGUCGAACGGGGAGCGUCAGAGGUUGCUCUUGAAGCCGUUUUCCGAACGCCGUCCCUGGGAAGACUGGCUGGCGGGCUCUGGCUGUUCCUCCUGCUGCCGCCAGAGUAUUCAAGCGCUGGAGAUCGAAAACCUGGGCCAGCUCAAGUGCCUCAAGACUCCGCCGGCCACCGCUGAGUCCUCCGCCGCCACGCCCAGCCUCGAGGAAUGGCUUCAUCAGCUGGCACCGCUGGCGCAGAUGUGUCGCGCCAACGAGCCGUGCUCCAGUUAUUCCGAGUGCGUUUGUGACGAGAACUGCGGCAAAGAAGCCCUCAAUGCUUGGCUGCUGCGAUGCGGCGCUCAAGACAAGAACGGCGUCCCUGUAUCUGCUGACAAGAAUUUUCCGCCGCCUCUGCAGCACAGACGGCAAGAAGAGAAGGUUCAGGCCAUCCUGGAGGCGUGGCUGCACCCAUCCAACCCUCCGUCGUCACCGUCCUGCGGCAAUCUCUCUACAUCCUUGCUCCAGAGGCCUUUUGAUGCGCAGUCAUGGAUGCUUCCGGAAAAGUGGGCGGCAGCUCAGCAAGAUGACAAAUGGCUCCUGAGAAAGAAGUGCCAGGAAGGCGUGACCUUCCCCUUCGUCUGCGACACAUCCUCCGGGGAGAAAUGGCUUCACCAAGCGCCCCCCCCGGUUCAGAUUUGAUGGAGAGGCGGAGGAGGAUGGCCAUCACUUCAAAUCCUGUGACAUCAGAGGAUUCCAAUCAGGAAGUCAAUUAAAUUUUUAACGUUUUUCAGCAUGGAAAAAUGCUGACUUAUUUGAACGCAAAUAUUUUUGCAUUGCAUUCAGCGUUUGUUCUAAUACUUUUCAUCUAGCAUCUCACUUUCUUAAGGUGAAAUUGACCUUUUUUUGCUGACAGAAACAUUUUAAUGUAAAAUCAACAUAGACUUUUAUUUUACUCGCCUAGAUGCCUUGUGCUUACGUGUGUUUCAUCAGUGCUCUUGUGUGGAUUGUCCCUUACCCUAAUAAAACCAGUUGACACCCUUGG